AUGGAAUCGCCCGUUAUCGCUUUGCGACGCGUAACCGCGACUCGAGAUUUGGUGCGCGACUGCGACGAGGCGAGUAAUUUUGCUGCGACAAUCCACAGUAUUUUCCCGACAGACUGAUUAUAACAUUAUCUUUCUUUCCGCUCUCCGCAUUUUGCAAUCUAUCUUGUCGCCAAAGAUCGUUCAAUACUUGGGAUGCCACUGGCAAGGGGCCAGCUAAAAUUUAAUUAAUAUGUGGCUCGUUCUGAAUACUUUGUAAAACAUCUUGGUGGUUAUUUCAAAUCUUUUCGACCACAUUCUCCACGGAUCACCUCCAAGUUUAUUUGAAGAUUGAGUCACCCUCAAUUUCUUUGUAUCAUAAAAUCUUUAAAUGGACAUUCAGGAAUGCGUUUCGAAUCCUCUUUCUCUCCUCAUUUCUGAUAUUCUUUAACACCACACUUGCAAAUUUUGAAUUUUACUUUCUCCUCUCUGGAAUAUUUUAAUCUCAAAACAUGCUUGUUUACCCUGACUCAUGUCAUUUUAAUAUCCAUUGAGGUUAUGUUUGUCGAUUUCCCCGAUUAAUCAACCCAUUUUUUGGAUCCCUCAUAUUGGAUAUCUCCCUCAAAAUUCGAUUAAAUUCUUUUCGCUUUUCUUUUAUUCUGCCCUCGGGCAACGAACGUGUUCGUAUCCUUCGCAGGUGUGGGGGAUGAUCGAAGACUCCAUUCCAGAUGUUUUUCCUCUAAUUUCCGUACUGUUUUCAGUGGCCAAAUCAUUCCGAAGGCCGAGUUCCGGUGGCCCGAUCUCUUCCCAAAUCUGCCAACAUUUCGAAGUCUACGGUAUCUCCGAACGGCUACAGUCUGGUGCAGACAUGUGAGCCCGGGCACAAGGGCGUGGAGUUGUAAGUAAUUCAUUCCAUGAUGGCAUCGCUUUGUCAUCACUUAUUCAUAUUAUUCCUCCAGGGACACUCUGAUGAUGCAGCUAAGUGGUGCUGUGUCAGUCCCCCCUCGCCCCACCACCGUUCCGCUGCAUCGGCAAAGAAAACCGUCGGCCGAGAAGCUUUGUCGAACCAAAACAGGUCUAGUCCUGAUUCUAUUUAUAUUGUUGUUGUUGUUUUUGGGCUGGAGAUUCCUUCUGAGGUCCUAUUUGUUACCGUAUACCAUGACAAAUCAAGAGUUGGCGGAUUCAAAAAGAACCACCGUAAGCGUUACGUCACUUUCUGAACCGAUUUUUUAAUUAGAAAAGUGGGAUACGAGCAAACAUGGUGUUGUUUUAGACCCCCCGACCAGAUAUAAACCGACCUCCGGAGAUGACCUGGAACGAGAGCGAGCUUCUCCAUCGCCCAACUCCCACCGAAGAUAAUGAAGUGCUGGGCACGGAAUUCUUCCAAAUACAGGCCGAUCUCCCUCCCGAUCAGCCUCCCAAUCAUCAAGUUCACCAGAAAAUUCAUGUUGAACAUUUCCCGGGAUUUCAAAGAUAUCAUCCCAAAGAAAUCGGUAGAUUUGGAGGAUUCGGAACUUAUACAACUACCACAUCUACCAGCACAACAACUCCACAAACUACAACGCGAUGGUCUGGUAGUGUUUUUGACGAAUUGAAUGAAAUUAUUGAUGAUUUAGAUGAAGCGGAAGAAAAGAAAAAGAUUACUACGGUAAGCAGACUUGAAAUUGAUGAAACUAUAUCUUAGACAACCGCUACACCAAAACCCUUUGUUGUUGUGGACAACGAGGAAGACGUUCGGCCGGUGGAAAUGAGCUUUGGAGACGAUGAUUGGUCCAUGGACCCCAUCGAUCAUCAUGAAGAACAUCAGCUGACGGUGAAUAAGCAUUUCAAGUUGAAAUCUCGGCAGCCGGACCAGUUCGAUACCCCCGAGCCGGUGUGGCGGAUAAAGCCGGCAGACCUGCCCGAUCCUCCACCGCCUCCCAAGCCCGUGCUCAACAUCCAGGCAACCAUGAAGACCUACGGUAAGUGAAAGACUGUGCUGUCUAUUCAUUAACAGAACGACGGCCUUGAGAGAAGAUUUAAGACGAUCCGGUUCGACGUCAGGAUUACAACUUAUACUUAAAUUUUGCCCUUCCUUUUCGUUUGCUUUGUCCAUCAUCAUUUCUUUAUAUUAUCCUUGGUUCUUCUUGUAUCGCCACUUGUCCCUUCGCCCUGUGUUUUCGGUUGUUGUCAUUACCAUUCUAUCGGCUUUCGGUCUUCAGAAACCCAACGCCAUCCACAGAAACCGAAAACCGUCGUCGUUACGCAAGGAGAGGAUCCGCUAAAAAAUGUAAGAUGACUUAAAUUUAACACAUUUUUAUACUGUAAUCCAAAAACGUUUGAUCUUUUAUAUCAAAAAGCCCAAUCAUAGUCCAGUUUAGACCCCAGUAAUCGUGACAGCUUUGCUGGAUAUCGGAAGAGGAAGCUGGGAACGAUUUACUCGCCCUUAUGAUAUAUAUCUAAAUUAUAUGAUGGACCUGCUGAAAAUCAAAAACAGAGUGAUGAUAUACUGUGAUAAAGCAGCUAAACAAUUUCUUCAUCAACAAGAUUUGAAUUGGAAUACUAUUCAGGUAAGUUUUUUGAAUUUAAAUAUUGUAAUUAUCAACUAAUCUUUCAGAUAACCGAGAUUCAAAUGUCCGAUCUGCCGUUUUACAAGUUCCACGAUGAAAUCUCAGAAAUCUUGGAGGAUGAACAACGUCAUUGGAAUAAAUCGUGGGACCUUAAAGUAAAGUCCCACCCUGAGGCGCUCUAUGCUGAUUACAAUAUCCUGGUCAACUCGAAGCCCUACUUUUUAUUCAAUGCCACAAAGAUCUCUUAUUUUGAAGCCGAUAACUUUGUUUGGAUCGAUGCUGGAUACAGUAAGCGUCUGAUUAUAACAUCUGAGAGUUAAUUUAGGUCACGGGUCAAAGGAUAUUAUUCCACAAGGUUUAUGGAAUCCCAAACUGCCUAAGGGCAAGAUUACGCUAGUCAAAAUUACCCCCGAGAUCGAUAAGACAACAAGGUCGGUUUUUAAGCCUUUUGGAUUUUAUUGUUCGUAUUGCUUUUGCUAUUUACACUUCCAGAUACACGCUCGACCUUGUCUAUCGAAAACAGUGGACUGUAGUCAGCGGAGGUGUAAUUGCUGGAGAUAAAAACUCGAUUCGACGAUUGAAUAUGUUCUUCUUUAAGACCUUUCUAAGUCUUUUGGAUCAACGAAAGGUGGACGAUGAUCAGACGACCUUGUUGAUGACGAUACGGGACUAUUAUGGGAUGUUUAAUAUCCUGACUGGUGGAUGGUUCGAUGCAUUCAAAUUAAUUCCCCUCAAAGAUAAUUUGAUUCUAUGA
Bursaphelenchus xylophilus (pine wood nematode) is the source of this 3279-nucleotide messenger RNA. The record is from the annotation of a GenBank genome assembly. Lineage: Eukaryota; Metazoa; Nematoda; Chromadorea; Rhabditida; Aphelenchoididae.